Periophthalmus magnuspinnatus is the source of this 615-nucleotide messenger RNA. Its product is annotated as otoraplin-like. The transcript is spliced from 4 exons. The record is from RefSeq and is a predicted model, not a curated record. Lineage: Eukaryota; Metazoa; Chordata; Actinopteri; Gobiiformes; Gobiidae. Gene Ontology annotation, molecular function: protein binding. Gene Ontology annotation, biological process: cartilage condensation. Bases 77 to 487 code for a protein of 136 amino acids.
UGAGAUUUUUGCAAUUUUGUGUUAUUUCCACUAUACAAACUUGCAUCCGCAGCUUGCAGGCUCUACUGCUCUGCUGAUGUUGUAUACAUUGGACUCAACAAUGCAUUACUCACUUGUACUUUUUCUUGUUUUUGGACUGCACCAGACAUUGAGGGCUGCUCAGAUGGAUAAACUGGGAGACUACAAGCUUUGUGGGGAUCCAGAAUGUUCCUAUGUCAUGUCUAUGGCCACAGCCUUGGAUGACUUCAUAGCUCCUGAUUGCAGAUUUAUCAACUUAAAAAAGGAACAGAUGGUCUAUGUGUAUUCUAAACUUGUGCCAGAGGAGGGCGCUGGAGUCUUCUGGUCUGGAAGUGUUUAUAGUGAGCGAUAUGUAGACCAGAUGGGAAUCAUUGGGUAUUUUCCAGCAACAAUGGUGAAUGAGACAAAGAAGUUUCAAGAAGAUACUGUUAAAAUACCAACAACUGACAUGGAUUUCUACUGUCAUUAGGCACACCAACUCCCUCAUAUCUGAAAAGAGGGUGUGCCUAUCAAGCUAAGUACAUAACGGUCUAUGCACAGAUCUGUAGUAUGUUAUCCCUGAUUACUAUUCACAAAAUAAAAGUAUUACAAUCAUAA